GUUCAGGUUCUGAAGUAUAAAAAAAAUCUUGUUUCUGAAGUUUAAAAAACAUCUUGUUCAGUUUUUAUUAAAAACUAGUUUUGCAUAAGGAAAUCUAAAAUGACAUCUGCUUCGAGUACAAGUGCUCGAUCACUUUUUGGUGAUUCUAAAAAUUUGUUGAGUGAACGAGUGAAGUUAAACAUUAACAAUAUGUCAUCAGUUAUCAAACAAAUUCAUAAAAGUUCCAAAAGUCAUGAAAAAUUAAAUCAAACAAUCAAAAAUUACUCAUUACUUGAAUCUAAUAUUGAUCGUACAGAACAUAAUUUAAAUCAAUUAAGAAAUGUUUCUACAAAUUUUAACCAACAAUACAAUGAAUUACGAAGAUCAAUAUAUUUGAUAGAAGAAGUUAAAGAACAUGUUCAAACUAUGCAAAGAUAGUUGGUAUAUUUCAUUAGACAAUUCCAAACUAGUUAUUAUUACUAUAUUUUCUAAUUUAUGAAUUUGUUUU
Molecule: messenger RNA, 487 nt
Organism: Sipha flava (yellow sugarcane aphid)
Lineage: Eukaryota; Metazoa; Arthropoda; Insecta; Hemiptera; Aphididae
Gene: BORCS7
Exons: 2
Coding region: 100-417 (105 amino acids)
Cellular component (GO): BORC complex
Source: RefSeq, a predicted model, not a curated record